CGCAGUCCCGUCUGAAUUUUGAAACAAUGGCGGUGUUGCUAGAAACAACAUUAGGCGACAUCGUAGUGAAUUUAUACACCGAGGAAAGACCCAAAGCAGCCUGCUUGAACUUCUUGAAGCUGUGUAAAAUCAAGUACUACAACUACUGCCUCAUUCACAAUGUCCAGAGAGAUUUUAUCGUCCAGACUGGAGACCCUACGGGCUCUGGCCGAGGAGGAGAGUCCGUGUUCUGUAAGCUGUACGGGGAUCAGGCACGCUUCUUCGAUGCUGAGAAGGUUCCAUGGAUCAAGCACAAGAAGAAGGGCACCGUCUCCAUGGUGAACAAUGGCAAUGAGCAGCACGGUUCUCAGGUUCUAAUUUUAUAUAUAUAUAUAAUAUUUAUAUAUUUAUAUAUACGUUAGUUUAUUUUAUGAAGUUAACACAUGCAUGUCUUGUGAUAUUGAUUGGAUUUUCUUCUUUGAUAAACAUAAUUGCUUUAGUUUUUGUGUUUUAUAUGUUAAUACGCUCGUCGUCGUUAACGACUUAAUUUUAAAAUAAAUAAAUAAAUAAACAUAAUGUAUUGUGUUACUGUGUUUGUAAUUCUUUAUAUGAUCUGUCUACUGACUGCGUCCUUUACAGCAAUACAUCAACUGCAUGAUAUUAUUAAAUGAUUACGUUUUUCCUCAAAUGUUUUUCCAGUGAAGGUUUUAUUUUAUUCUGUUUUUUAUUAUUAUUCACGAACCAGGUUUAAUAAUGUCCUUAACAAGAGACGACUGUAGCUACCGGUUUAGCAUUACACAGACUGCAUGUCUAUAUCAUGACACGUUCCGCUCAAAAACAUUGUUUGUGUCAGUAAUACAGUUUCACAAAAUGCAGAGUAAAUUCUAUUACAGACAUUAAAUACCCAAACCAAAUCUCUCUCUGUCUGUCUUUACUGUCAUUACUGAUAAAAUAAAGUGUGUGGGGUAGAGUAGGAGUUCUGUAACAUGCAGAAAUCAGUCUGAGAGUGUUUAGUCUUUAAUAUAAUGAUGGACUGAAUCUGAAGGAAGAAAUGAUUAACAGAGGAGUGUUUAUAAUCUCUCCGUCUUUGUGCUCCUCCUCCAAAACCACCUCCUCAUACACACAGAGAACCAGGAAGUUCAUUUCAAAGGCUGUUAUUAGAGUUGUUUACGAUUGCUAUCACAAGUUUUUCAAUACAUUGAACAAUUUUCCUAAAUUCUUAAGUUAGCACAACAUCCGUCUGUGUAGGCUGUACAAUUAACACAUUUCUUGUUGCUUUGACACAAAACGCGUACAGUUAACACACAUUUAAAAUGCUUGAACUUCUUUUACACACGAGCUCAACCAAGACCGAAACAGUGGAUUUGUACUGCCAAAUGUACAAAUGCUUUCACACUGUAUGUCAGAACAGAUCACAUCAUGUUCUAAACCUAACUUAUAGGAUAAAGUCAAAGUGAACAGCUGUUCAUACUGUGAAUUGAAACACGUAUAUAUCCCCUGUAUUUUAUUCCACUGCUACUGAGAAACAGCUGAUUGAAGUUGGGCAAAUAGAUCAAUCACGGCUGAUUCCCAGCUAGGAAACACACUCAGGUGUUGAGCUUCUUUCAAUCGCACGACCAUAUGGUAUACAGUAAAAGAGGACCUCUUUGGGCUGAUCUUGUGUGGAAAAGGAACAAUAUAGAGCAGGGGUGUCAAACUCAAUCGCACAGGGGGCCGAAACUCGAGUCACACUUUAGGUCGCAGGCCGAACAGGAUAAACAUUUAUUGAACAGACUAAAACUUAACGUUUUUCGAACAUAAAUAUGAAUCGAAACAGACCGGAUACAAUAUUAUUCUGAAAUAAAUAAACUGUAAAUAACUUUAAAAAUAUUGCCCUCCAUAAAAAUAUCUACUGUCAAAAUUAUACAAAUUCAAAAUAUGAACGUGCUGCAAAAAAAAAACCCUGAAAAUAUGAAUAAAAAUUGUGCUUUUAAGUAAAAGUUAAAAUAAUAACAAAUCAAAACAUUUCAUUUUCUUUGCACUUAUGCCAUUUUGUCAGAGCUGGAUGCUUGGCAUCUUUUCUUGGCAACAAGUUCGUUUAUGUUUGGGGUAAGCUUCUGUGUGGUGGAGAUUCUCAGGAUGGACUGCAGGCGUUCAUCAGUGAGACGACUCCUGUGUGAUGUUUUGUUAGUCUUCAUCACAGAGGACAGCUUCACACACAGAUAUGCGCUACCAAACACGCACAAGGUUCGAGCCGCAUGUAGACGGAGCUGGGGCAUUGCAUCAGGAAUGAAGCGAGUAGACUGUGCGGGCCCCGCGGUGUCGUGCUCUGUCUUUAGUGUCCCAUUACACUGCAGCUCUAUCAGCUCCAUCUGAAUCUGUACGGGUGCAGUUUCCACCUUGACGGCAAAUGGGUUGUGAAGCAGCUCGAAAUGACUUUUCUGUGCUUCAACGUCACCAAAGCGCCGUGCGAACUCAGUGCGAGGUGCGCUCAGUUUAUCAGCAAAGUGUGCAUUUGGGAACACCGCGGCGCUGACUUGGUUCAACAUUACUUGGCAACAGGGAAAGUGAGACGAGUUGCAUUGGUGCAUUUGUGUCUCCCAUCGAUUUUAACGUCCAAUGUUUCCUCUGUAACGCACAAACUGGAGUCCACUCCACGAAUGAAGAUGGCCAGCUGUGCAGUAUCAGUCAUGUCAGUACUUUCAACAGCAAGGGAGUAUGCAACAAGGUCUUUGCCUCUUUCAAUCAACUGUGUUUUCAAAUCAGUGGCCAUCUCACAAACCCGAUCGGCAACCGUAUUUCUGCUAGGGCUUACAUUUGGAAACACCUGCUUUUUGUCUGGACACAAGACGUCGCACCCUUUCAUCAUGCAGCUCUUCAGAAACUCUCCCUCGGUAAAUGGCCGGGCUGAUUUGGCUCUCUCCUCUGCCACAAUAAAACUUGCUUUCACAGCAGCUUCACUUUGUGAUUUUGCCUUGGUGAUAAACGUCUGCUGUGAUGUCAGAUUCCUCUUCAACUCUUCGACCUUCUGUAGCUUCUGCUCCGCAUUCAGGUUUUUCAACUUGUCCUGAUGUUUUGUCUCGUAGUGCCGUUUUAGAUUAUAUUCCUUAAUUACAGCCACAUUAGCUCCACAGAGAAGACGCACAGGUUUACCGGCAGUGUCAGUAAACAUGUACCCAGCCUCCCACCGGUUUUGAAAGGCUCUGUUUUCAGAAUCAACUUUUCUCUUGGCCAGUGUUAAGCGCUAGAUUAACUUGAAAUUAGGGUUUCAUACAUCAACAGAUGCUUGAUUGAUCUGACGCAAUGGACGGGAAUGAUGGCAGGUACCCUGUUGCGCUGCAUUAUGGGAUUUGUAGUUUGUGUGUUACUGGCGCUUCAUAUCGCCGAGCCAUUAAAAGAAAGACAUAUAAAAUGAUCUCGCGGGCCGGAUAUGAUUGUACGCCGGGCCGGACGUGGCCCGCGGGCCUUGAGUUUGACACAUCUGCUGUAGACAGUUUCUCUAAAUGGGUUGAGGCUUUUCCGUGUGCGAGUGAAAAUGUUAAAACUUGGCGAAGGAGUACUGCCUGGCCUGACCUUUUACCUGCCGUUCUUACUGAAAUUCGAAGGACGCCAUCUAAAACCACAGGCCUUUCACCCUUUGAGGUGUUAUUCGGACCUUUCCCCGUGGCCUGGAAAAUGUCUACUAACCUUUCUCAUUCCACAGGAAGUGGUGUUGAUAUUCAUCUAGACGACUAGGUGUCUAAAUUGCUUGACGUGUUGUGUACGUGCUAAAUUAAAAUGACCUUUACCCCUCACAGAAACCCACACAUCCUUUUGUUCCAGGAGACCAGGUGUUAUGACCUCAGAAGGACCGAUCCGGAGACAUGCAAGUUGGUCAAAAGCUGUUAACAAAUGAGCUCUGUCCCUUCUAUUUUUCCUCCACCUAUUCUCUGUGACAGGUUGCCCAUUCGGGAACGUACCUGUACCCCUGACGAGGUCUGAGAAUCGGUGAACGUGUCUACAAAAGAAGGAAAUCCUGUCCUGCUGGCUGACCUGAUUCACACUUUACACAUACACAUAUAGUUUUUCCUGUAUUAGCUCUAAUCACAAAACCAAUGACAUGUUUUUACGUUAUUGUCUUUUUCUGUUCCUGUUACUGUGUGUUUUGUUAACCUAUGACUUUCCUUUUGGGUUAUUCUAUGCUAUGCUAGAAUAAAAGAGAGGAUUGAAAGGAAAUUCUCUUGUAUCAUGUACUCUCUUAUAUUAUGAACUGCUAUCUAAUACCUAUGAUGAAUGUAUUCAUUUAAUUACCUCUUUAAAUAAGCUGAUCAACCGCCAUCUUUCUUAUAGCUGGCACAUGUAUUUUCUGUCUCUUGAAAAGACUUAUUUUCAUAGUGUGCUGUGUGUUUUGUUUUGUCUAUCUGGCUGGCACCUGCACCAGUAGAAACCGUCCACGCACUGCCGUUAUC
Molecule: messenger RNA, 4406 nt
Organism: Ictalurus punctatus (channel catfish)
Lineage: Eukaryota; Metazoa; Chordata; Actinopteri; Siluriformes; Ictaluridae
Product: peptidyl-prolyl cis-trans isomerase-like 4
Exons: 4
Coding region: 27-401 (124 amino acids)
Biological process (GO): protein peptidyl-prolyl isomerization
Cellular component (GO): nucleus
Molecular function (GO): peptidyl-prolyl cis-trans isomerase activity
Source: RefSeq, a predicted model, not a curated record